GCACAGAAGUACACGUGCACUCCUGCUUCGUUCCUUUUCUCAUGCUGUGUCGUGCCCCCUAGUUACUGCUUGGUUCCUCAUGGCGGAGCAGCAGAAGAGGAUGCGAACUAGCAGCGGUGGCAGCACGUCCUUCUCCACGCCAAGCGCCAUCGUGAAGCGAGAAGCAGAAGUGGAGCAGAUGGUAGUAAUCCAGGCCGGCAUCCAAGCCGGCGCCGCGGCGGCGCCUACGGAUCAACAAGGCAGCACGCAAGGUGAUGAUUCCAGCAAGUUCAUGAUUGUGUUCGUGGACAGAGAUCGGUGGCUCCACUGCGCGGCGUGCUCCGGCCCCCUGAAGACUCCCGUAUACAAGUGCGGUGCCGCUGGGCACAAAGUGUAUUGCACCUGCCGCGGCGACGACAGCCCUGUCGCCAAAAGCUGCUGCCGCGCGUGCAACGGCGCCGCCGCGUCCUUCACCCUCUGCUCCGACGACUUUCAGGAACUCAUCGGCUCCCACAGGGUGGCAUGCCCAUACAAGGCGUACGGCUGCCGCAGGCUUGUCAGCUAUCUCACGGUGGACGAGCACCGGCGCGCGUGCCCGGACAAGCCAUGCUCCUGCUUCGAGCUGGCGGCCGGCUGCGACGGCGGCUUCGUCGGUUCGCCGAGGACGCUCCACGACCACCUCGUCGGGCCUCUGCACUGGUGGCCCACUCGCAAGUUCGAGUAUGGCAAGACCCAGAUUCUAGACGUUCUGGAGCGGCGGCGCCUGCUAGUCUCGGAGGGGGAAGAGCGCGUCUUCGUCCUGGCCGUGGCCGUGGACUCCACCGCCGGGAUGACCAACGUCUCACUCAUGUGCCUGAGGUCGAGCGCGGCCGCUGCCACGGGGCCGCAUUACAGGGCCAGGCUCUGGUCGCACGCGCCCAGAGACCCGGUGACCGGCGUGGAGGAGCGCCUUGAGGCAGAAUUCGUGGUGGAGAGCCGCGAGUCACCCUGCGAGAUCGCCGUCCGGGAGGGCACGCUUCUGCCGUUGCAGCCCAAGUUCCUCCGCGGCGCGUCGAGGAAGAUCGUCCUCUACGUCCGCAUUGAUAAGCUCAAGCCCAUAGUCUAGCUGCCCGCCAGCAGUACGCAGAAUCAACUCCGGUGGUUGUUGCAUUUUGGUUGGAACUUGGAAGCCAAAAGUCGGCAGUACUAGUGAGCAGAUUUGCGCGUGUUAAGUGUUUUGGUGCAUGGCAGGAUCAUUGUCUGGAUGAUUCGAAAUUGGCCUGUUUUUGUGCUGUGGUCCGACCCUGAGCUUAUGAUUCUACGAAACUAUGAUGAAAUAUCGUAA
This is a messenger RNA of Lolium perenne, 1303 nucleotides long. RefSeq lists its product as uncharacterized. Lineage: Eukaryota; Viridiplantae; Streptophyta; Magnoliopsida; Poales; Poaceae. The record is from RefSeq and is a predicted model, not a curated record. Gene Ontology annotation, molecular function: zinc ion binding.